CUUGGACUAGAGGGAGGCCCAUCCUACUGGACUUUGACUUCCUGACCGAACCUAACUCGGGGUUCGCCGGGUCAUUUGAAUUUAGAUUAGCUAAUCGCAGCUAAACAGGAGCACGAUGGUCCGACUCACCGAGCCGGCGAGUUCACUUCGUAGUAUGACGCUCACGAUCGAGUCUAGAAUUCAACUGGUGUCAGGUAAUAAUUUGUAGUUCUAUUACUCGUCUACGGCUAAACCAAUGAGAAUCCCUCGUACGGCACGACCAUAGGCUACACAAUGCCACUCCUGGGAUUUGGCGUGUAUCAAAAUUACACCACCCAAACUUCAGUUCUUGAAGCACUUCGAGCGGGCUUCAGACACGUGGAUUCAGCUCAAGCUUACCGCAAUGAAACUGCUGUUGGGGAAGCUGUCAGAGAUAGCGGCAUUGACCGAGGAGAACUUUUCAUUACGACGAAAUGUGUCAGCAAAAACCAUGGGUAUGAGAGCACGCUGAAGGGUGUCGAUGAAUCUCUCGCUAAAUUUGGCUUUAAGUACAUUGACCUGUUUCUCAUUCACGACCCGUGGUCUGGCACGGAGCGCCGCCUAGCCACAUACAGGGCUUUGCAAGAUGCCCGUGAUGCGGGAAAAAUACGAUCUAUAGGCGUUUCAAAUUACGGGAUUAAGCAUUUAGAAGAGAUUGCAGACGCGAAAUAUGAUAUGCCGGCGGUGAAUCAAAUUGAGCUUCACCCGUUUUGCCAGCAGCGGCCCAUAGUGGACUAUUGCCGUGAACACUCGAUCGUGGUCCAAGCCUACUGUCCGAUUAUGCGAGGGAAAAUGGAUCAUCCGAUCAUUCAAGCAAUAGCGCAGAAUCAUGGUCGCGAUGCAGCCCAAGUGCUCCUUCGGUGGUCGCUUCAAAAAGGGUUUGUUCCGCUGCCCAAAUCAGCAACGCCAGAACGCAUUAGAUCAAACGCUCAAUUGUAUGAUUUUGAGCUUGAACCCGAAGAGAUGGAACAACUCGACGGACUUGACCGUGGAAAGGAUGGGUCCAUCAGCUGGAACCCUGUUGAUGCUCCGUAAUUAUUAAGUCAUCAUUUCUAAAGCGCCAGCUUUGCGUCAUGUCCCUACUGAAAGAGGCUUAUCGAUCAAACCUACGAGGUUUUUAUGUCUAAUUCACGCAGCCACGACAACGUCAUAUGAUGCAUCAUUGUCUUCGUCGCUCAAAAAGGGUCUCUUGUAACGGAUGCCAUCGUGAUCACGCCUGAAAUUCGCGUCUUUUAUGAGGCGAUAACUUGAUAUACAAGACGAAGCAGG
Messenger RNA from Suillus bovinus, 1287 nucleotides. RefSeq names its product NADP-dependent oxidoreductase domain-containing protein. NCBI's taxonomy places the organism in Eukaryota, Fungi, Basidiomycota, Agaricomycetes, Boletales, Suillaceae. The record is from RefSeq and is a predicted model, not a curated record. Bases 274 to 1053 code for a protein of 259 amino acids. Gene Ontology annotation, molecular function: oxidoreductase activity. The transcript has 8 exons.